Molecule: messenger RNA, 909 nt
Organism: Scheffersomyces amazonensis
Lineage: Eukaryota; Fungi; Ascomycota; Pichiomycetes; Serinales; Debaryomycetaceae
Product: HIG1 domain-containing protein
Exons: 1
Coding region: 78-704 (208 amino acids)
Biological process (GO): mitochondrial respiratory chain complex IV assembly
Cellular component (GO): mitochondrial inner membrane
Source: RefSeq, a predicted model, not a curated record
GGUGUUUAAAACAAUAGGAAAAGGAAUUGUUACCAUUUCAUAUUAACUACUAAUACUAUUCUAUACUAUAAUUUAUAAUGAAGAUCAUUUCUGAAGAAGAAAAGGCCGCUCAUAGACAAUACGUCCUUACUGAAGGUCUUAAAGGGUGUGUUAUUGGUGUUGGUGUUGCUUAUGGUAUUACUAGAUUUGUUAAAUAUAGAUAUCCAGUUAGAUUUUCUCAAAUGAAUGCCUCUAUCAAGGCUGCAAUGUGGGCCAUGCCAACUAUAACAAUUGGUGCCUUUUUUGCUGAUGAAGGUUCUCUUAAAUUCGAUACUGAUACUUAUAGAGCUGCUUAUUUGAAAAAGAUUGAAGCUGCACAAGAGGCUAAAUAUAAUAAUUUAAGUACAUCUGAAAGAAUGUUGGAAAAAUUGAAUGAAAAGAAAUACGAAACAAUCGUAGCAGCCUGGGCUGCUUCCUUAUAUGGUUCAUGGAAAUUAGUUGAUAGGGAUCCAUAUAUGACUAGAGCUCAGAAGCUUGUUCAAGCCAGAGUAUACGCCCAAGCAUUCACUGUCGUUUUAUUAUUAGGUACUAUUGUAUUGAGUGUGCAUACUGCUGAAGUUAAAAAGAAGAGUAAAGCUCCAGUCGAACAACCUGAAUGGAAGAAAUAUUUAGAUGAACAUGGAAAUGAUGGUAAUACUACUCCUCAACCUCACAUAAAGCACUGAUUAAAUUACAUACCUUAUGAGAAAUGACACCUAAUAAGCAUAACACUAAAUAGAAUAUAUAAUUUCUAUCUCUCUGUUAAUAGAUCAAAGAUUAAUCCUAAUAUUCAAAUACAACUAUUUACGUUACAAUUUUGUUUGUGCUUCGCACUUUUUCUUAACUCUAACGCAAAUUCCUUAAUAAAAAACUCUAAAGUCUAUAUGAUAU